Acromyrmex echinatior (Panamanian leafcutter ant) is the source of this 3138-nucleotide messenger RNA. Its product is annotated as gametogenetin-binding protein 2-like. The record is from RefSeq and is a predicted model, not a curated record. Gene Ontology annotation, cellular component: cytoplasm; nucleus. NCBI's taxonomy places the organism in Eukaryota, Metazoa, Arthropoda, Insecta, Hymenoptera, Formicidae.
UUUUCGAGAUUUCGGGAAUCACAUUUGAGAAGGUAGACGAGUUGAUGCCGUGACUAGAAAAAAUAAGGAUUUUAGGAAAAAGAGAGAACAAGACUUGUGAAAGCGCGCGAUGCAACGUUAGCAAACGCUAGACGGUGACGCGUAGACGUCGUCACCAGCGGAGAGAGGGACGGUGCACGCGGAGCGGAAGUAGAGAAGCGAUAGACGGCGACUCCGUACGUUGCAAAUGGCAGACGGUGCGUAAUAUAUCUGGAUAGAAAACCAUCACUUUGUUUGCGUCGCGUUCCUUCGAGAUCGUCUUGUUGCUCAUCGAGGAAGCGGACAGAGUCAUCCCGUAGCCGCUCGUCACGUCUCGUGCACAUAGGUCACGUCAAUCAGAUCCCUAAUUCGCAGGAAGGUAGCGGACCGGCGAGCGAGCGGGCGAACGCCUUGCGAGAUCCGACGAAAAAUUGCGAGAAAUCCGUGGUACAUCUCAGGAUUAAACGACCUCGAACGGAAAGGCGGACAAUGGCGAGGCUGGUCAAUGUUUGGCGAGACGACGAGCCGGUGAAGUUGGCCAGCAAGCAAAUGCCGCUGAUCGUCGACGAGAACCUGACGAUGAUUAUGGAUAUAACUGGUUUGGGAGCUAUCUGUGAUAAUCCCUUGAUCAAUGGUAAACAACUGGAUGAGUUUACAAAGAAAUUUGCAUUACUCACAGUGGAAGAAAUCAAAACAUCUUUUGCAGUUACUUGCAAGAAGAUAGUUGAAAUCUUGAGCGCCGCAGAACCAUGUGUCGGCUGCCGAAGAAGUGUUGAAAGAUUAUUCACUGAUCUGAUGAAGUCAGGACAUCCUGCAUUAGAUCCUCUGGUUAUCACUCCUGAUGGUGUACUUUCUAUAAAAGAUGAUAUUUUAAAAUCACCUCAGCAGCUCUGUACAUUGUUACAUGGACACAGCACUAGGUUAAAUAAUUUAAUGGAAAGACAACAAAGAAAUAGAAAGUCUCAACGAUGUGUAUUGCAUACUCUGGAAAUUCAGCGGUUGCCACCGAUAUGGAAUUCUUGGAGGGAAGUGUGGGAUUGCAUGGAGCUACCAUGUCGACAGGAAUUGACUUUAAUAGAGACCGAUACGCUUGAUGAAGCUUUAGAUACUUAUUUGCGUAAACAUAGAUUUUGCGCCGAGUGUCGCAAUAAGGUGCUAUUGGCGUCGUCUCUCCUGACUCGAGAACCCGAGCCUAUAAAAGAAAAAGGUUACGUAGCAGUUUUAUAUUCUGGAAUUAAGCGUUGCUACCGCGAUCAUCACGUUCAUUUACCACCCAUCACAGAAUAUAUGACCACUCUCCUUGGUCGCGCACAACCAUGGGCACUUAUGGGAAGAGAGCGCCACGCGAAAACGCUGGAAAUUGCUCAAGAAGAAGUACUUACGUGCUUAGGUAUAUGUAUUGCAGACCGACUACACAAAAUACAUCGACGAAUGAAGGAAGAAGAAACUGUGUGCAAAGUAUUAGCUGCUGUUGCAGUGGAUGCAUUGUCCAGAAACUUUCAGUCGGCGAUUGAAAAGAAACAAGGUAUCUCUCAAUUGGAAUUAUUCUACAAGCAAGUUGCAAAGGAAGAACUAGCGAAACAACACAAACGUGAAAAAUUACGUCUUAAACGUAAGAAGAAGAAGGGACGUCGCAAUGAAAUAGAAGAAAAGGAGAAUUCCCGUGAUUUGCAGGUCCUAGAUCCAAAAAACAAAGGUCCACCGACGUGUAAAUGUCCAGAUUGUUUAAAGAAGCCAAAAACACAUAGUAUAUCACAAUCGCAAAGUAAGACAGAACUAGCAUUCCCUGUGAAAAAGGGUUCACAGAAAGUUAAAAAGAACACUUCCGAAACAAAGAAAAAUCUUAAUAUAAGUCAAUCGAAGCAAAAUAGUACACCUUGUAAACAAUUAUCUCAAGAGGAUUCAUCCGAUGUUUGCGAGUCGUGUAAGGAGGGUGAGAAAAUCGAUGAGAAUCAGUGGCGUUAUGACAACAAUUGUAAAGAUUCCAUGACUAACGAGCUGGUAGAUGCGUGGAUAACGGAGCCAAAUGAAAAUAAAUAUACUACGUGGAUGGUAAUGAAGAAACGUUUCGAAAUGUCUGAGAGAAAAAACCACACCUCAAGCGAACAAUCGUCUCAAGAUUGCGGAUACUCUUCCGAACAUAAUAUUAGUAGUUCUUCUCUUCCUAGCACACCGGAAGGUUCUGAAGUAGCUUGUAAUGAUGAAUGGUGUGAUCACGAAGGGACUUGUCAUGAUAAAUUUAAUCAUUCCAAUUCUAGCAUCUCUUUAUUGCAAAAAAAAGGUCCAACACUUACACAAAUGUUAAAGGAUUCCUGUUUUUCUGAUGAUGACGAGAAGGAGAGUUAUAUUCCAGUGGAGGAAGUAUUAGAAUUUAAGUCGAGAGAAUGUCAAGUUACGGAGAAGCGGCAGGAACUCCGACAAAUACUUAGAGAACGUUUUGCUAUAUUGUGCAGCCAUCAGAAACCACUUAGCAUUCUUCAUUAAGAAUUCCUACUACCUAUGGUAAUAUAUCUCCAUCUUUUUCUUCUUUUUUUUUUACUUUGAUUUACUGUCAGUAGUGAGACACGAAUGUAAUAGAUGUAUUUUGAAGAAACUGUUAUCAUUCGAAGUCGACCUGAUGUGAAUAAAAUGCUGAAUAUAUGUAAUUAAGAAGCCAAAAACAUUAUACAAUACUAUUUAUCUCUACGUGCAAAAAUUGCAUCUGAAAAAUAAAAAAUACUGGGAGAUUGAAUAGUUUCAUAUCUGAUGUUAAACAAUAACGUCGACUUUGAGAAAAGUACAGAAACACACACAUAAAUUGAGAUACGAUAAAACUAGUAUACGGAUCAACUUGAAUUGAUGUAUAUUGAUGUAUAUCUCGAAAUUAAUUGUAUAGAUCUUUGCAAUUUAAGCAAAUAAGCAUAUUUUGAACGAACAUGCCUUGGCCGUGAAAAUAUGGCAGAUCUGAUUCCGCAGUAAAUGCCAGUUGUUAAAGACAAGUUUUUCAGUGAUUUGAAAAGUAUUGUAUUUUCUUGAAAAUCUUUAUUUUCAAGAGUGUUUACGCGGCGCUAUGACUAUGGUGAAUUCGUGUCAAUGUUGUAACAAAAAGAGAUGCGAUAUAAUUUGUCGGAAUCCUAAUAU